Molecule: messenger RNA, 4913 nt
Organism: Schistosoma margrebowiei
Lineage: Eukaryota; Metazoa; Platyhelminthes; Trematoda; Strigeidida; Schistosomatidae
Source: the annotation of a GenBank genome assembly
GAUUUACAUCCUUCAAGGAGAUAAUGAGAUACAAUUUUUCAUUUGGUCUUUCGAUAUCAUUUUAUUUGUUCAUCGUUUUGCUUCACAACUUCCUCGACUGUCAAGAUCACUGUGAACAAUUGCUUGAUGAUAAAGUAGUUCAUGAAAACGGUUCAUAUAAAUAUUCUUAUAAUAAUUAUUAUGCACAGAGGAUUCGCCUUAAUCAAUCUCAUCCAGUUGUAAAUGGCAGUUUUACAAAUCUGUUUGAAUUUGAAACGGUUUUCUCAUUAUUCAAAUUUAAAUAUUACGGUAUUGAUCCCGAUCAUUUUAUUGCCUAUUCUAAAGGUGAAAUAGUAAUACGCAAAAACGGGGACUUCGGAACAAUUUCGAAUCGUAUAGCAAACAUUGUAUAUACCGAAUUACAGCUUUUGCAAGAGUAUCAAUACAUCGCAGUCAGAAUGCUUUAUCGAGAAAGAAACAAAAGCGCACGUGAGUAGAAGAUGAGUGAUCGUCGAAUCACAUGUAAAAUCUUGACAGUCACACCUUCACUCAUCGUGACUACUCACAGUUUGACUCAACUUCAUUAAGAUAUGGAAAUAGUAUUAAUUUGUUACUUUUGAAGAAAAUUAGAGUAGAAUUAUAUGCCGAAUCGACUCACCAUUUGAUUAUGUUGAUUAAGACUUGAAGAACAGAUGGCAUGAACUUGAUAAUAGUAGAUUUGAAGAGUAAUAAGUAGAUCACCAUGGAUAAUAUGUUAACGUUUUUAUUUUUUCUUGUCGAAAAAUGAAUACAGUGAUUUAUUUUCAUUUACAAGCUACAGUGUAACCUGACGAGGUGUAUGAUUUUCAAAAUAAAUGAACUGUGUUCGUCACGAAGCCACUUUGUUACACAACACAUUCAUCUACACAUCCAUCCAUUGUAUAGCUAUCUACAAAUAUUAUUUGUUCAGAUUAAGAAGUUGUUAACACGCUAUAUAUGAAGCCACUAGUUUCUUAUAAACAACAAACAAACUUUAUGGUUGGUGUCAGUUGAUCGAUUGAAGCUUCCUUAAUCUAAGGAACCAAAUAAAUUCUUGAGUUCCAUUUAAAACUAACACUUCAUACCACAGGUCAUGUUUUCUAAGAGUUGACUGUUACAAGAGGCAUUAAAGAAAAUAUUAAUAUAAUGUGACUACCUCUCCGACUAUCAGAUCCUAUUGGAAAACCUAAUGGUUUGUUGUUUCAAUGACAAUACGACAGUAAUACAGCUUAAGUAACCAGGCGUUAUACAUUAGUUUCCAAGGUUGCAUGCUCAUUUCAUUCACAUGUCACUCACUUCACUGUAUUUAUUACAAAUUCAACUGAAGGAAGCAUUUGAAAUAACAUGGCAAAUAUCCAAUGAAAUCUGAUUAUUAUGUGAGCUGUCAUAUACAGUGUUACAUCUAACAAUUAAUUGCUUAUUAUUUUCCACUUGUAUUCUAAUAUCGAUAGUCUUUUAAUUAAAGGGAUUGUAGCCAACAUAACCAGUUUGAUAUAUCCGAGUGGGAAAAUAUCUAUCUAUUAUGAAAAAAUUCCUGUGGAAAUUGAGGAAAGCAAACGACAAUCGAAAAUCAGCUGUAAAUUUGCGUGUGUAUCAAGUAAGAAACAUUUCAACAAAUGUUGUUAACAUUUUGAUGUACGGUGACUUGCUUCAUCGUUUAUCUGUGCAUGAUAUGUUCCUUUUUUUUGUACCCGGAGAAAACCAUGACAACACGGAUUAAGCCAUUAUUCUCUCAGAGCGAUCUUAUGUAAUUUACUUACAGUUUAAAUUAUUCAGGUCACAAAAAUGACUUGUCUUUUUAAAGUAAUUUGGUCAUUGUGUUAUCUCAGCUUUCUGUGCUAAAUUCCAUGGAUAAUGGUUUUCACGAUAUACACAUUCUGACGCUCACUUGACUACAUGUCUCGAACAAAACAAGUAAGUUGUUCGAAUGAUUUUAUCGUAAAUGUUUCGGUGGCUAUUUGGAGACGUCUCACACUUAUGGUAGGGACGUACAGAACACGAGAGUGACGAUAUGAAGCUGACUAUAUUUUCAUUCAUUUUUUUCAAAAAUAUAAAACUACGAUGUUACCUAAACUCACAAGCAUUGUGCGCACAAAUAGACGUGACUAUCAGUAGAAUCAAUUAAAGUCCGAAAUAUCAAUUCAAGGACUAAAUCAACAAACUACAAAAGUGAAUCAAAACUUUCCUCGACUGCACAAAUCAUUGUAUAUCUGUACUGAGUAGCUAAGUGUUUGACGGAACGGCGUUUGGAGCAAAAUUUGCCGGGUACAAAUACCAGAGUGUACAUCUACUCUGAAGUGCAAGUUUAUCCAGCUGAUGAAAUGCGAGUCUGCAUCUGCAAUGCGAGCCACCUAUCUUUUCUGGUUUGUGAAUUUCUAUGUUGCCUCUUUCGUAUUAGAAGUGUGAAGUAAUAUGUAACAAGUGAAACACACAUUUGCAGAUGUUGCACUAGUUUCCUCGUAAAAUUAUUCAAAAAUUUGUCGAUUUCAUUUUUCACUAACUGGUUGAAUAUUAUUGAUUUUCGAAACUCAGAUCGAUGUUACCCAUAAUAUUUGGGGAUAUCGGUUGAUAAGCGUUAUUGUUUUCAGUUUCUUAUUUUGACUGCUCCUUAAAUGAUUUAUCACACAAGAUAAAAAAGAACAUGAAAUAGUUGUUCCUGGAAAGUGGAUCAAAUCUGGCACGUUGGUGGAGUAUGAAGUCGUUGGAAGUAUGUUAAACAUUAUUUGGCCAGUCUAAACUAUUUUCACGCUUGAAUGAAUCACUUUUGUCUCGUGAAAUUAAAAAUUCCAGGUGCAAAUGUAGUAAGCUAAUAAAUGAUAUCCAGGCCUUUGAUUCAAUCGACGUCUCACUUACCAUCAACCACUACAUGUCCAUUCACUGUUGAAUAGUAAAAUUGAUUAGAGGUCCUUUUUAAAUAAAUAAUGAAGUCUUCAUUUUGAUGAAAAACUUAAAUAAAUAGUCAAGAAACGAUGGGUGAUAUGAUAAUUGUCUCCAUAAAGAUUGUGUCAGUUAGUUGACUGUGCAUUGACGAGCAAGCGUACUAUUUUUCCAAUACAUGAGAAAUCGAAUUAUUUUGAGACUUAUGAAUUGCGAUCAAACUACAUGUAUUUGAGAUUACUUCCAAAAUGAUUGCCUUAUUUCGGAAAUAAUCACUUGACCAUACAUAUUCGAUAAAAUACAUGUAUAGACGAGUCACUUUUCCAGGUUACAAAUUUUCAUAGGCAGUUUCAGAAUUAAUGACAAAAUUCACGGUAUAGAAAUGCGUCCUUUCUCAUGAAUGUGAACACUAAGUAACUAAAACAGAUUUAAUUUCAUCAUGUGUGAGACUAUUAAAAUAUCAUUUUGACAAUCAAAUGACUUAUUCUAUAAUCUAAUGAAAAGAUCACUUUAUAAUUCGUCAAACACAAUGAUAAUUUUAUCAUCGAUGAAAUUCCACUGAUCCAACUGGCCUGCUGCGUUAACUGACAGUCCAGAAAAAACAGCCAUGCACUCCCAUAUCUUCUAACAAAGUAGGUCAACUAGAACCUGUUCAAGAAAGACAUCACUGAUGUCGCUUAACUCAGAAAUCCACAAAUAUCAUUGAGUUAUCGUUACAUGUUUUGUAAUUCACUUACCUUUUGUUUGGUAAUUUAAAUAAAAAACACCUUAUUCUUCCCAUAGAAAUUUGUUCAACGUACAAUUCGCAGAAAGCAUGCGAAAACUCAACAAGGUCGAAUGUAGCUUGUAUUUGGUGUGAAAGAAUCAACGUAUGCAUAGAUAGUAAUGAUCAAGAUACUCAUGACUUGAAAAUAAAUGAUUGCCGUAUCGAGAAUAUAAACACCGAUGUUCACGAAGAAACUAAACAGAACAAAUCAUCUCGGUGCCUAUAUGUCGCCAUAACUCUGGUCAUCUCUUUCUUCGUUCUAUUUUAUGGUUGUCUUAUUUGGAUAUGGUUUCGUAGAAGACAAAGAUAUAGUGAAUGAUUCCAAGUAGCGUCUAAUAAUUUAUUCUCAUUAUUCUGACUAAGAUUUUCUUCUACUUCGUAUCUCACUAGAAGACUUUAGAUUUAAUUCUUUAUUCCAAUAACGAGGAGAAUUUCUUUAUGAAACUGUUUACUUUCUAAUGCUUAUUUACGUAAUCACUGAUGUAAUCUCGUUCAUAAGGUAACAAAUGAAAGUUACAAUUUUAGCUUUAUUGUGUGUUCAUUAAAUAGAAACUGCAAUUUUUUGUGAGUGGUCGACGACGUUUUCUUUGUAAAUUAGUAUUUUCGUGUAUACGUGAUUUUGCAAUAACUGUAAUCAAUCAUAAUUCCGUUGUGUAUGUCUAUUCUGAUGAAGUCUCAGUAAUGGAAAAUGUCAUUUGGGAUCAAACGUGAUCAUUGUUUUAAAAUAAACUGUCGGAAAUAUUAUCAAAACAUAAUCAGGGCACUUUCACCCUUGUUUACAUAAUUGAUCACUGGUAUGUAACUGCUGAGUGGAAAACUGUUAUAAACCUGAUGAAAUCCAGACUAAUGGUGAAUCUUUUCAUGAUUUCGUGUUGAUUUGAGCAAAACAUUUUCAAAGUUGACAAAGUGUUUCACAUAAUUCAUCAUUUCUUUUGAACAUAAUCGGUUGUUGCCUUAUUUCCAUUCUCAGUACAAAUAAACCAGAUAUGCUCAUCAUUUUUUCCUUGAUUUUCUACUCAAACAUGCCGAAAACGAGACUGAUCGUUAGUCCUUUGAUAUUUAAAUAGUGAGAAUUUCAAAUUUCCAUGAGACGUCGUUAGCAGUGGAGUUCAACCAGAUCUGUUGUGAGAUAGGUUCUCACUGAAGACAAUGGUGUACGGUGGCACAACUUCGUGGAUUGGUUCAAGUCAGACAUAUGUGUCAUAUGUGGCAGAUAUCUCAGUAUACGGAAUAAUGCAAAUUUCUUUGUCAUCACUCAUGUUCUCGAACUGUC